AUGGAUGCCACUACACCCAAGUACUCCAAGAGUAGGUAUGAAGAAAUUGUGAAGGAAGUUUCAUCCUAUAUAAAGAAGGUUAGAUAUAACCCAGAUAAAAUUCCAUUUGUUCCCAUCUCUGGUUUUGAGCUUGUUACUAAGAUUGACAAACGUUCUGGUAAAGAGAUAGAGAAGGAGCCCAAGUUCCUAAAGAAUGGUGAUGCUGAUAUUAUUAAGAUGCUUCCCACCAAGCCCAUGGUGGUUGAGACUUUCUCUGAAUAUCCUCCACUCGGACGAUUUGCUGUCAGAGACAUGCGUCAAAUUGUGGCUGUUGGAGUUAUCAAGGCUGUGGAGAAGAAGGAUCCAAGUGCAUCUAAGAUUACCAAGUCAGCACUCAAGAAGAAAUGA
Molecule: messenger RNA, 387 nt
Organism: Vicia villosa (hairy vetch)
Lineage: Eukaryota; Viridiplantae; Streptophyta; Magnoliopsida; Fabales; Fabaceae
Product: elongation factor 1-alpha-like
Exons: 1
Coding region: 1-387 (128 amino acids)
Source: RefSeq, a predicted model, not a curated record